Stegastes partitus (bicolor damselfish) is the source of this 2889-nucleotide messenger RNA. Its product is annotated as phospholipid scramblase 2. The coding region runs from base 224 to 1186 and encodes 320 amino acids. Gene Ontology annotation, molecular function: phospholipid scramblase activity. The record is from RefSeq and is a predicted model, not a curated record. The transcript has 8 exons. Gene Ontology annotation, cellular component: plasma membrane. Lineage: Eukaryota; Metazoa; Chordata; Actinopteri; Pomacentridae. Gene Ontology annotation, biological process: plasma membrane phospholipid scrambling.
GGAGGAGUAAGAGAAAACAGCGCAAUCGUGACUUAACAGGUUGGAAAGAAGACGAGCAAAAAGCGGCUCCUUGGUUCUGCGCUUUCACUUUUUUAUUCACUUGAUUUUUUUCCGGGUGCUUCGUCUAAUUGGAACCGAUUCGAAAGCAACCAUCAGAGAGAGACCCUGGAAGUGUGACCUUCUGUUCCAGCGUGCCAAGCCAAGUUUCUGCAAGUUCAUCGCCAUGUCUGCCCCUGGUUACCCAGACCCUUACAACCAGGCGUCCUAUCCCAUGCCUCAGCCUGGGGGCCACUCCGUCGCUCCAUAUCCGGUUCCCCAGGGCGGUUAUGGAGACCCCAGUCAGGCUCCUCCACCAGGAUUUAACAUGGGCUACAACGCAGGCCAAGCUCCAGUCAUGUAUCAGCCGGGACAGGUGGGCCCGGGUCCAGUUCAAGGGCAGGAGUAUGGUGGCGGUCCAGGAGCGAUCUCCCCGGCCCCGGUCGGCGGUCAACCCGCGGUUGCUGUCGGGGUCCCGCCGGGGCUCGAGUACCUCACACAGAUCGACCAGAUCCUGAUCCAUCAAAAAGUUGAACUCCUAGAAGCAUUCAUCGGUUUCGAGACUAACAACCAGUAUGAGAUAAAGAACAGCCUGGGCCAGAAGAUCUACAAGGCCAAGGAGAAGAAUGACUGCUGCACCAGGAACUGCUGCGGUUCUCUGCGCAGCUUCGACAUGAAGAUCAAGGACAACAUGGACAGGGAGGUUAUCCGUCUCGUACGGCCUUUCCGCUGCGUUUCCUGCUGGUGUCCCUGUUGCCUUCAAGAGAUGGAGGUCCAGGCCCCGCCGGGAACCACCGUAGGGUACGUCAAACAAGACUGGCACCCUUUCCUGCCACGAUUUUCCAUCCAGGGACCAAACAAGGAGACCGUGAUGAAACUGGAGGGGCCCUGCUUUGCCUGCAACUGCUGUGGGGACGUCAACUUUGAGCUGAAGACGAAAGAUAGCGACAAAGCCAUCGGUCGCAUCAGCAAGCAGUGGAGCGGCCUUCUCAAAGAGGUCUUCACCGACACGGACAACUUCGGCAUCCAGUUCCCGCUUGACUUGGACGUGAAGAUGAAAGCCGUGCUGAUGGGAGCCUGCUUCCUUAUUGAUUUCAUGUUCUUCGAGAAGGUCGGGGAGGCCAACCAGCGCAGCACCGUGUUUUCAUAACGGAGGGAAAAAAAAAAAAAGAAGGUUGAAAGAACAGCAUCAGUUUUCUCCUGUUAUGAAUUGUUUAUGCUUUGUUUAUCCACAUGUUUUUUGGUGGCAGUCCCAGAAUCGGUUUAUACAAACACAUUGAGCAAUAUGGCCCCAAAAAAGCUUGAUUGAAUUUUCUGGAACCUUGGUUGACUUGGCCGCCAAGUUGCCGGUGUUUUUUGUUUUAUUUACACUCCAUACAGUUGAUCUAUUUUUAGAUGAAGGAGCAUACCUCCAGCUAAGACUUAAUCCUUGCCAAAGAAAGUCAACAAUACCCUGAAUGCCUUCUUCAGGGCCUACACAUACAAACCAGCAAGCACACACAUACUUGUGAAUGUGCUUUAUGCUGCACUGGUGUUUCACCUUUAUCCUGUUUGUUUUUCUAUUAUUAUUACAACACUCGUGCAUUAAGAAGAAAAUGGCAGUGAAUCUAGCAUAAGUGAAACACUGUUGUUGUCAUCAUCAAACUAUAUUCCUUGUAGGUUUUUUCCAUUAUAGCAGCUAGCCGAUGGCGGUGUCAGACCACCACUAUGGUCUUGACGGAUUGUAAAGACAUGCACUUUUUAUGUUAAACAAGUUCUUUCCAGUACUUCAGCUUAUCACCAAAUACCUACAAGACUGAUUAUAUCCCCUUCAGUCUCAUCCGCAUGUUGUGGUAAUUAACACACCAAAGUAAGAUGGUUGACAUGACGAAUAACACAUCUGCAUGUUGUAGAUAUAUUUGCAUGCUGACAUUUAUCUUUAACCAACAAGACUCCUAACUGCAGAUUUUUUUAAAAUGUUUUUUUUAAUAAUUUAUAAAAAGCUUUAUAGAAACACAAGCUGCAGUACACGGGCUGCUUUUGCUUGUGAAAGGAAGUUGUGGCUGCGAAAGUGAGGUGACGAAGAGGUUGUGACACAUGCUGUGUAAUUUACCAAAGUGCUCUUUCUCUAGCUCUCCAUGGCCUUUUCUCUCCCCCCCUUACCCUGCAGUGUACAUAACAAAACUGCUGCAUCGUCCGCUGUGUAAAUGCUCCCUCGGUGGUUCUUGUGUUUGCCAUGGACACAGCCAGACUUCGCCCUCCAGUUUUCUCCAGAUACCACUGUGUUAGACGUGCGCCAGAUAUUGGUCAGUGGCAAUGAAGUUUAAUAGUAGACAGAAGGACAAAUCUAAGUAUGGCUGACUUCAAAGUGGCUGAAAAAAAACCCACCAGUGAAAGGUUUAAGGAUAAGUAAGUUAGUGUGAACUUUUUUUUCCAGCUCUGUUCUUUAGAAUGUUUUAAUAAUGACAGGUUUGAAAUGUUGAAGCUCUCUGUUCUGUAUUCACUCUAUGUUGUCAUGAUACGAUGGGUGUGCCUCCUGUGGGGUUUGGUUUUCCCUUUAAAUCCAGACUGCACCUCUCUACUACACAGUCAGGAACUAAAUACUGCCUGUGUAUAAUAUGCAACGACCAGUAAUCUGACCUCUGAUUAGGAAGUAGCCAAACAAUGUGCAGUGCAAUUAAAGCAGUCAUUUGUUCACUAACAGUUUGAUAUUAACCCGCAUGUGCGUUUUAUAUUGAUUACAUGUGCGGCUGGCGGUCGCAUGCUUCCUAUUUUUUAUCAAAACUGUUUUGCAUCGUUUUACUCGUGAUUGUUCGAUUUCUACCGAAACCACAAAUAAAUGUAUUUUAGAAAUAAAACAAAUGCCAUUGUUGA